AUGAGCGGCGCACAAGUCGUUGAUCACGGAGGCUUAGAGGAUGGGAUAGGGGUCCAGACUUGCCAGACUCCCCAGAUUCUCCAGUGUCUCCAGUGCGUCUCCAUCCAGCAAAAUUUUCUAAGCCUUGAACCACACUUGGUUACCAUCACGGCGACAUUCCUCCUACUACGACAGUCCACGCCCUCAUCCGUAUCGUCAUCCGACAACUGCUCUAGCUAUUCUAGAUUGUUCCCCACAUCGUCGACGCCGCCACCAUUACCACCACCUCCUCCAGUACAUCUCCGAUACCGCGUUACGAUCUCUUCACCGAUAACCUAUAGCGGAAGAAUACCCAACCCAGCAGACUAUCUAGUCGCCAUGGGCCGCUGGAAAGAGCUCGACACAGACGCCGACCGUCUACCCGAGAACAUGACCCGCAUAGGCUACGACGCCGAUACCCAGGUCUACACCUACCGCGACAACACCGAUGGGACCUUAUGGGAGGGCGCACCCGGCGCCACCUACGGCAAACUCUUCCCAGUCAAGCCUCCGACGCCAUUACCUAGUGUUGAGGUCCCAGAGAUCAGCGACGGUACAGAACCGGGCUACGUCCUUGAAGAAGGGCCGGAUCACGAUCCAUUUGGUGACCAUAACGCGGUACGACGGGAUGACGAGAAGCCUAAACGAGGGUAUAGCACGAGGAAGAGGGUGGAUUCCGUCAUGGAUCGAAUUGCUAGUAUCAGGGAGAAGCCGGAUAGGAGGCCCAGUCGCAGGGAGAGUCGAAGGGAAAAGGCAGAUGCCGGAUACGGCGACGAGAAGGGUGUGGAGAGGAGAAACACCACCAAGAAAGAGCGUGACGGCCACCGCUACUCGGAAAAAGAAACCCUCCCGCGCUCCAACACGACUCGCACAAGCCGUGCUGCCUCCACCCCUAGUUGGGACCCUCGGCCAUCGCCACCACAAGAACAAGACGGAAGCUCGAAGCUGAAGCGAGCAGGUACCCUCUCCCGCAUCUCUCGCUUCCUGACAGGCAAGCGCAAAGACGCUGAUCCAGAUUACGACGUGACUCCGGGAACUGGCGGCGGAAGUAACGGUGGGAAUGCGAAUGGGUCUAGAGUACAUCGUUGGGCGACAGGGAGGAGGCAAAGAGCCACGACUUUUGACGACAUUCUGGCGGGGAUUCCGGGACAGCAUUGA
Molecule: messenger RNA, 1176 nt
Organism: Neurospora hispaniola
Lineage: Eukaryota; Fungi; Ascomycota; Sordariomycetes; Sordariales; Sordariaceae
Exons: 2
Coding region: 1-1176 (391 amino acids)
Source: RefSeq, a predicted model, not a curated record